This is a messenger RNA of Babesia microti strain RI, 462 nucleotides long. RefSeq lists its product as hypothetical. The record is from RefSeq and is a predicted model, not a curated record. The coding region runs from base 1 to 462 and encodes 153 amino acids. The transcript has 3 exons. Lineage: Eukaryota; Apicomplexa; Aconoidasida; Piroplasmida; Babesiidae.
AUGUGGGCAGAUUCAAAUUCAUGUUCGUUGGCGAAUGGGAAAAUCUACGAUAUUGAGGGCAUUGUGUUGGAUUACCUCUUCGAUCCUCCUCAAUCCACAACCAACGAGGCCGAGCUGCGAUUUCAUUAUUUAUUCAGUUACAAUGAUGAACCAAAUUUACUUUUUCUAACUCAGCACGACAUUUUACAGCACAUAAAUUCUCUGCUGCCUCCAACCACUCAUAUAAAUGACACAACCACUUCAUUGACAUGGCACAAUCUUACCACAGUUCAACCCGAUAGUUUAAAGAUUGAUACACAACAGGCCAUGGAGCUUGUAGCGCCAGCUAUGACACCUAUGGGCUACAAAAGUAUUUUAAAACUCGGAUCUAAAAUUAGGAUUCCCAGAGCAGUACUGGGUUAUACAGGAGGGAGGCCUGGAAUUACGUCAAAUUCAGUGCCACUUUUUAUACAAUUAGAAUGA